GAAGUGCAUGAGACAGCAUUCAGUGCACGAACUCUAGAGAACAAGAUCAACUCUGAGCUCUUUGCUUUUGCUUUAUUCAUGGAUUCUAACCUGGGAUUGUACUUUCACUGCAUGACGACCUACUUCCAGAUCCAGUGCUGAGCUCUAUAUGAAGUGAAUGGACUCAUACACUUUUGUGUAGAAUUUAUCUUUGAGUUUUAAUCUAUAUAUUGACCUAUGCAAUGCAAAAGGGUUUCUGUCUUUGGAUUGUUCAGGCUUGGAAAGCCAUGAGAAAAUUUUGCAAGUGAAAACACUGUUGAGAUUCAAAACUAGGGCGCUUUGGACCAGUCCCAGCACCUGGAGUACCAGGACAGUUUGGAUUCUCCUCUGUGGACUUGAGCUGGUGCUUCGGGUCUUUUACAGGGAGAUCCCUUCAAGGUAUGGUUCUGGACUCUGCGCUCAGGAGCGGUUCCAAGGCUCCUUCAGUCUGCAUCUUUCUUAUUGGGCGGAACCUUGACAUUGGAAGGAGAUGAGAACCUUAUUCUGCUGCUUUCUGCUCCUCACCUCGCACCUUCUGCUGGCAGCUGCUGAGAAGGAGUUUGCAAUCCCUCCAGAUUUCCUCGACAGACUGUCCCACAGCGAAAUCAACAGCAUCAGCGACCUCCAGCGGCUACUGGAGGUAAAUUCCCCAGGUCCUGGAAAUGAGGUGAUUGAGGAGGUCAAACAGAAGCACCAUCAGAAGAGCCAUCACUCACACAAGGCCACUUCCUCAGAUCUCAAGAGUCUGCAGCUGUCCCACAGACGGAAGAGGAGUGUCGUAGAGGAAGCGGUUCCUGCCAUGUGCAAGACACGGACAGUGAUCUACGAGAUCCCCCGCAGUCAAGUGGAUCCCACCGCUGCAAACUUCCUAAUAUGGCCUCCGUGUGUGGAAGUGAAACGCUGUACAGGCUGUUGCAACACUGGCAACAUGCGCUGUCACCCCUCCAAAAAACAGCACCGUACUGUCAAGGUGGCGAAGGUAGAGUUUGCAUCACGUAAGAGAGCAAAAUUGAAGGAGGUGCUUGUCCGGUUAGAGGAUCAUUUGGAAUGUGUUUGCACAUCACAGCAUCACGUGAUCGAGCAUGCGGAAGCAGACACAGUGGACAUGAGGUGAAACCACAUCAAGCGAGCGAUUGAAGGACAACAGUGGCUACGUAAUGCUCCAGCAGCACUGGGACUUUGACCUCUGAACUAUUACCCUACUGACCCCAUUGCAGUUCAAAAAAUAUAUAUACUGUAUCCAGAGGAACAUUGUACACAAACACAAUCCCAAAGGUGCUUUCUACAACUCUGUCGAACACUGAAGACAAACAAGAUUGCUAUUCAGUUAAUUAUUAAGUGGUCAAACACUGGGCGGAAAAAGUGAAAAGGACUAUGUUUGUGUCGAUUCUCUGUUGUGUAUUUAUACGACUCUUGGAAAGGUCAAAGAUGAGGAGAAAGUCUUUUGGAGAACACUAAAUUUGUAGAGACCAUGAACUUCACAUGCUUGUGUUUGGAUCAACUCAUGCAGGAGUCAGGAUGUCCCUGAAGGAUGGACUAAUCAUUGGACUUCAAUCCUCAUUCACAAAGACGAUGAACAUAUUAAAGGAUGUGCUGCCAUAUAACCUUGCUAAAAUGGAAGACGAUUUUCUGUUGUUCUCUGCCUUAGUCCUCAUGGGUCCAGAACAUUGAAACUGCUAUUUCCAAUGUGCCUCUACAAAGUUUUGUCCUUCCGAAGAGUUCACAUGCCUGUCUGUUAACAAAGACUUACAGAAGGCAGUGUAAUGCAGUCAUUAUGCCAGAAUAAAGUAUUUAUGUAUGCGA
This is a messenger RNA of Carassius carassius (crucian carp), 1821 nucleotides long. RefSeq names its product platelet-derived growth factor alpha polypeptide b (gene pdgfab). The transcript is spliced from 6 exons. The coding region runs from base 509 to 1132 and encodes 207 amino acids. Lineage: Eukaryota; Metazoa; Chordata; Actinopteri; Cypriniformes; Cyprinidae. The record is from RefSeq and is a predicted model, not a curated record. Gene Ontology annotation, biological process: positive regulation of protein autophosphorylation; positive regulation of cell migration; positive regulation of cell population proliferation. Gene Ontology annotation, cellular component: membrane. Gene Ontology annotation, molecular function: growth factor activity; platelet-derived growth factor receptor binding.